AGCAAUUUUUUUUCAUCCCAUAAUAUCAUUCUCUCUCUCUCUCAUCUCAUCACAUCACACACGAUCUCAUGAACGAUCUCACUGUUUCUCAUUAACAAAACCGUUUAACCACUUAAUAAACACAAACACAAACACCAACACACUUAAACUGUGUUAUUAUUUUACUGCUAUACUUCUAGUUUUUCUGCUAUGCUUUGCUUUCUUUCUUUUUUUUUUUUUUUUUUUUUUUUUUUUUUUUUCCCUCUUAGUUUAGUUUCUCACACCGACUGUUAUGAACUUCCCACGUGGAUCUGAUGACCUCAUUCCACCAUGGAUCAACCUUCUCAUUAGCCUUAGCCUUCCUGGCUCAUCACCAUUAACCACAUAACACUGACAUGUCUUGAAACUUAAUACAAAGAAUUUGUUUUUUUCAACUUUUCUCAUCUGGGGUGCUUAUUCUUUUUUCUUUUUAAUGGUUUUGGAACUGGUUCUGAGAAUGAACAGCUGGAGAAAAACAACAAGGGAUUAAUAAGUAUUAUUUUUGUCUAAUGUAGACAAACUGUGAGAUCCAAGAGGACAAACAACAUAAUAUCCCAAAACAAGGACUCAGUCAUGUAUAGGCCUUUCAUGUCAUGUGAUGAUCCAAAAGGAGUUGUGGAGUGUGGGUCAAUUAGGAAAUACAGGACCAAUUCACAGAAGAUGAGGAAGGACAUGACAAAAGCCAGUGGCCGGAGGCCGGCCGAGGACACGGAGGAAUCAUUGACAAACAGAACAGACAAAGAAGAUAAGGUCUCAAAAGGGUCCAUAGAGAGAACUUUUGAUUCUUCAUCCUUGCAGCUCAUGGAGGUAUCGAGAGGAGCUCAAAGGCUAAACAACAUGAUUGAUUCAUGGUCUAGAGGCCUAAGUUAUGGUGGAAGGUCUGAAGAUAUUGCAAAAGAUUUGUUGAAAGGUGCUCUUGAUCUCCAAGAGUCUCUGGUAAUGCUUAGGAAGGUGCAAGAAGCUUCCCGAGAUGUGGCUCGUGCAAGGCGAAAACAGAGCGAGAAACCUGAGAAUGAGAGAAUUAUUGAUGAUAGAGCACAUUCCAAUAGAUUCAGUGAACAAAGCAAUUCAAUAGGAUUUCAAAGACCUUGGCCUAGUGCUGAUGGUUAUUCAAGUAGCAGCAGAGAGGAACUUAAGAAAGUGAUUAAGGAGAGUUUGGUUAGGCAAAAUCUGUUUCCAGGAACAAGCACUGAAGCACUGGAUUCGGCAUCGGAAAUGCAUUCAACAAGCUCGAGCCAAUCUUCCAUGUUUCAGAAUGAUAGGCUUUCUGAUUCUUCAUUCUCCCCAAUGAAUGCAAGGAAGGAAAAAGGGCCGAGCCUCGUUGCGAGGCUGAUGGGUUUAGAACAAGAAGAAGAAGUAACCUCAAGAUUGUUUCCAACUCUGAUGCAAAAACAGUUGGAGAGUGAAAAGAUUGUGAAUCAAAAAAGGCCUAUGUUUGAGGUGGAUAUGCCUAAGGUAAGAAAGACUAAUCCAAUUGUUCAUCCAGAAAGACAUAAGAGUAAGACUCUGAGGGAAAUCCUUGAGACUAAUCACUUCAAUGGAGUUCUAAAUAGUCCUGCAACAGAGAGAAAGCAUCAAAUGGCUCAUUACAUGCAACUUGAUGAUUUACCCCCAAUUGUGCUAAUCAAACCUCGAUGUACUCCUUGUCACGAAUUUGCCAGAGUCCAUGAGCCGGUUCCUUCAGAAGAUUUAUCCCUCAGAAAACUAAAAGCAAAACCAGUCUCUUCUGGAACAUUCAUGGGAAAGGAAAUAGAAGAACAUGUGUCCAAAAGGUUAUCCAAGGGAGGAAGAACCGAGCUACUCAGAGAGAUCAUGGAGCCGGAAGCAAAAGAGAUCAAGCCUAAUGAAAAUGAGAAGGCUCCAAGAGGAAAGGUGAAACUGAAUGGCAAUGUUAAUCACAAAUCACAGGAAAGUGAAACAGUUGAUAGAAAAGUUAAGGCCAAGACUGCUAGCAAAAUGCCACCGGAAAAGGCAAUUCUGAAACAUAAAAUUGUGACAAAAUCUCAGGAUCAAGGAGGAGAAAUCAGCUCCACAAAGUUGAGGAAGCCACAAAGUGGAUCCAGAAUUGACCUGAAUGACAUUCCUGGCAAGAAGAGUACUUCUUUAAACUCCAUCUCCAAAACAAAGAAUCAGAAAAUUAAUAGUUCCAAAGAACAGAUUAAGAAUCAGAUGAAGAAGCAAAGGUCUACUGCUGAGCCUGAAGCAGCUAAACCAGUAGAUGAACAACUAGCACAGAAAGAAGAAGAAAAGACCAUUGAUGUGCAGUAUAAAGAUGACUGCACCGAGAUUAGAAUCAUUGAUAUCAUAGCAGAUGAUCUUGCAAUAGAAGAUGAAGUAUAUUCCUCUACAAAUAAGAUUACAGCAGAAGAUUGUAAUCAGAGCCAGAGUUCUUCAGCAGACAACAUUAUGAUGCUAAAGACUGAACAUGAAAAUGGCAGUGAAGCCGAUAGCAACAAGCAUGACAACAAAGAGGAAGCUGAGCUGAAAUAUUUUCUUUUAAACAAUCAAUCAUUCAUUAACCAUGCCGAGGAACUCCUCAAUCUUGAUUUGGAUUGUCCUAAGAUGCUACCAAAAAUUGAAGCAGAUGGAAUAGCCAAUCCCAGACUCUACUUAGACUGCGCGAAUGAACUUGCAGAGCGCAAAAGCCUUCAAGAAUCACUAGUCCACCCUUUGCUGUUGCUGACCUCUUUAGGGAACUCAAGAUUUCACAUCUCUUUAGGAAGUUUGGUUGAGGAAAUCGGCAUAGCCAUUCGGAAUCUGUCAUCAUACAGUGAAAUUCAAUCUGGGAAGAAACUUGCUUCGGAUAAUAUCUAUGCAAUGAUGGAAAGAGAUAUAAAUUGCAAUUAUGGAAUGAUGAAUGGAAUAUGGAAAUGGGGUUGGAGGCAUGGAUUUUCUGCAGAUGAAGCUGAACAAGUUGUGAGUGAAGUAGAGAGCUUAGUGUUAAGUGGAUUAAUUGAGGAGGUACUUGUAAAUUUAUGAUUAACAUUACAUUUUUUGAGACAUGGAAAUUAUGAAUCCAUAGCCUUUAGAUAUUAGCAUCUUCAUGUGGAUUAAGGGCAAGAAAAGAAUACUUGGCUGAAGAAGUCACAUAAUUUUGCUAUGAAAAGCUAUAGUUCCUAGGAAAGAAUACUAAUACAUUUGGAUUGUUUAUAUAGUGCAUUUAUUCUUUGACCUUGCAUGCUAAUUUCAACCACAAGAGAUGGAAAUAAAAAAUAUACUUUCUACAUUCAUCGAAGAAGGUUCUGAACAUUGCAUGAUGAGUACUAUGAUAUAACGAAUCAUGAAAAUGUCAGGUACUUAGGAACUAUAAUUAGUCAGCUAAUAACAAUGGUACAAAAGAUUCUCUGAUACUCACCAGUCACCACUUAUACUAGCAACUUUUUAACAGCUUUUUCUAAUAGUACUAGGAAUUAUUUAAGGCUUUUUAUGGCAUGCAAAAGUCGAAAUCAUCAAAUAUAUAUGCCCUUGUAAACAUUACCAUGUUUUGACAUAGGUGCCAAACAUAACAUUAAGAUUGAGAAAGAUGGGUCUAAGGGUUUUGGCUUAUCCAAUACCU
Messenger RNA from Arachis duranensis, 3574 nucleotides. RefSeq lists its product as uncharacterized. The record is from RefSeq and is a predicted model, not a curated record. Lineage: Eukaryota; Viridiplantae; Streptophyta; Magnoliopsida; Fabales; Fabaceae. Bases 592 to 2997 code for a protein of 801 amino acids. The transcript has 5 exons.